Messenger RNA from Knipowitschia caucasica, 2859 nucleotides. NCBI's taxonomy places the organism in Eukaryota, Metazoa, Chordata, Actinopteri, Gobiiformes, Gobiidae. The record is from the annotation of a GenBank genome assembly.
AUGGAGGAGGUGGAGGAGGUGAUGGAGGAGGUGAUGGAGGAGGUGAUGGAGGAGGUGAUGGAGGAGGUGAUGGAGGAGGGGAUGGAGGAGGUGAUGGUGGAGGUGAUGGAGGAGGUGAUGGAGGAGGUGAUGGAGGAGGUGAAGGAGGAGAUGAUGGAGGAGGUGAUGGAGGAGGUGACGGAGGAGGUGAUGGAGGAGAGGUACAGAUCAAGGAGGGAGAGGAGCAGGUCAAGGAAGGAGGGAGAGGAGGAACAGGUCAAGGAGGGAGAGGAGCAGGUCAAGGAGGGAGAGGUACAGAUCAAGGAGGGAGAGGAGCAGGUCAAGGAGGGAGAGGAGCAGGUCAAGGAGGGAGAGGUACAGAUCAAGGAGGGAGAGGUACAGAUCAAGGAGGGAGAGGAGCAGGUCAAGGAGGGAGAGGAGCAGGUCAAGGAGGGAGAGGAUCAGGUCAAGGAGGGAGAGGUACAGAUCAAGGAGGGAGAGGAGCAGGUCAAGGAGGGAGAGGAGCAGGUCAAGGAGGGAGAGGAGCAGGUCAAGGAGGGAGAGGAGCAGGUCAAGGAGGGAGAGGAGCAGGUCAAGGAGGGAGAGGAGCAGGUCAAGGAGGGAGAGGAGCAGGUCAAGGAGGGAGAGGAGCAGGUCAAGGAGGGAGAGGAGAGGUCAGUCAAGGAGGGAGAGGAGCAGGUCAAGGAGGGAGAGGAUCAGAUCAAGGAGGGAGAGGAGCAGGUCAAGGAGGGAGAGGUCAGGUCAAGGAGGGAGAGGAGCAGGUCAAGGAGGGAGAGGAUCAGGUCAAGGAGGGAGAGGAGUCAGGUCAGCAAGGAGGGAGAGGAGCAGGUCAAGGAGAGAGAGGAGCAGGUCAAGGAGAGAGAGGAACAGGUCAAGGAGGGAGAGAAGCAGGUCAAGGAGGGAGAGGAGCAGGUCAAGGAGGGAGAGGUACAGAUCAAGGAGGGAGAGGAGCAGGUCAAGGAGGGAGAGGUACAGAUCAAGGAGGGAGAGGAGCAGGUCAAGGAGGGAGAGGAGCAGGUCAAGGAGGGAGAGGAUCAGAUCAAGGAGGGAGAGGAGCAGGUCAAGGAGGGAGAGGAGCAGGUCAAGGAGGGAGAGGAGCAGGUCAAGGAGGGAGAGGAGCAGGUCAAGGAGGGAGAGGAGCAGGUCAAGGAGGGAGAGGAGCAGGUCAAGGAGGGAGAGGUACAGAUCAAGGAGGGAGAGGUACAGAUCAAGGAGGGAGAGGAGCAGGUCAAGGAGGGAGAGGUACAGAUCAAGGAGGGAGAGGAGCAGGUCAAGGAGGGAGAGGAGCAGGUCAAGGAGGGAGAGGAUCAGAUCAAGGAGGGAGAGGAGCAGGUCAAGGAGGGAGAGGUACAGAUCAAGGAGGGAGAGGAGCAGGUCAAGGAGGGAGAGGAUCAGGUCAAGGAGGGAGAGGAGCAGGUCAAGGAGGGAGAGGAUCAGGUCAAGGAGGGAGAGGAGCAGGUCAAGGAGGGAGAGGAGCAGGUCAAGGAGAGAGAGGAACAGGUCAAGGAGGGAGAGGAGCAGGUCAAGGAGGGAGAGGAGCAGGUCAAGGAGGGAGAGGUACAGAUCAAGGAGGGAGAGAAGCAGGUCAAGGAGGGAGAGGAGCAGGUCAAGGAGGGAGAGGUACAGAUCAAGGAGGGAGAGGUACAGAUCAAGGAGGGAGAGGAGCAGGUCAAGGAGGGAGAGGAUCAGAUCAAGGAGGGAGAGGAGCAGGUCAAGGAGGGAGAGGAGAGAGAGGAACAGGUCAAGGAGGGAGAGGAGCAGGUCAAGGAGGGAGAGGAGCAGGUCAAGGAGGGAGAGGAGCAGGUCAAGGAGGGAGAGGAUCAGGUCAAGGAGGGAGAGGAGCAGGUCAAGGAGAGAGAGGAGCAGGUCAAGGAGAGAGAGGAACAGGUCAAGGAGGGAGAGAAGCAGGUCAAGGAGGGAGAGGAGCAGAUCAAGGAGGGAGAGGAGCAGGUCAAGGAGGGAGAGGAGCAGGUCAAGGAGAGAGAGGAACAGGUCAAGGAGAGAGAGGAACAGGUCAAGGAGAGAGAGGAACAGGUCAAGGAGGGAGAGGAUCAGGUCAAGGAGGGAGAGGAGCAGGUCAAGGAGGGAGAGGAACAGGUCAAGGAGGGAGAGGAACAGGUCAAGGAGGGAGAGGAGCAGGUCAAGGAGGGAGAGGAGCAGGUCAAGGAGAGAGAGGAGCAGGUCAAGGAGGGAGAGGAGCAGGUCAAGGAGGGAGAGGAGCAGGUCAAGGAGGGAGAGGAGCAGAUCAAGGAGGGAGAGGAGCAGAUCAAGGAGAGAGAGGAACAGGUCAAGGAGGGAGAGGAGCAGAUCAAGGAGAGAGAGGAGCAGGUCAAGGAGGGAGAGGAGCAGGUCAAGGAGAGAGAGGAACAGGUCAAGGAGGGAGAGGAGCAGGUCAAGGAGGGAGAGGAUCAGAUCAAGGAGGGAGAGGAGCAGAUCAAGGAGGGAGAGGAGCAGGUCAAGGAGGGAGAGGAUCAGAUCAAGGAGGGAGAGGAGCAGAUCAAGGAGGGAGAGGAGCAGGUCAAGGAGGGAGAGGAGCAGGUCAAGGAGGGAGAGGAGCAGGUCAAGGAGGGAGAGGUACAGAUCAAGGAGGGAGAGGUACAGAUCAAGGAGGGAGAGGAGCAGAUCAAGGAGGGAGAGGAGCAGAUCAAGGAGGGAGAGGAGCAGAUCAAGGAGGGAGAGGAGCAGGUCAAGGAGGGAGAGGAGCAGGUCAAGGAGGGAGAGGAUCAGAUCAAGGAGGGAGAGGAGCAGAUCAAGGAGGGAGAGGAGCAGAUCAAGGAGGGAGAGGAGCAGAUCAAGGAGAGAGAGGAACAGGUCAAGGAGAGAGAGGAGCAGGUCAAGGAGGGAGAGGAGCAGGUGUAA